Molecule: messenger RNA, 474 nt
Organism: Aegilops tauschii subsp. strangulata
Lineage: Eukaryota; Viridiplantae; Streptophyta; Magnoliopsida; Poales; Poaceae
Source: RefSeq, a predicted model, not a curated record
AUGAUCAUGCUCAUGAGCAUGCAAGAGGAAAUGGACCCGCAGGUGGAGCAUAUUCUGAACUUCAAGGGCUCAAUCAAAGGAAGAAGAGGGAUCAAUCGGGGCAGGGUCUCCAGAGCACGGCUACUGCACAAGGACUACUUUGCUCCAAACCCAACUUUUCUGGAUGAUCCAUGGUUUCAUCGCCGUUUUGGCAUGCAGAAACCAUUGUUUUUGCGCAUUGUGGAGGGAGUGGAGGCACACGACGACUACUUCCAACUCAGAAGGGAUUGUUGCGGCCAACUUUAUUUUUCUGAUAAGCAGAAAUGCACGACUGCUCUGAGGAUACUUGCACCUGGUACUUCCACAGAUGUCGUUGAUAAGAUGAUCCAAAUGGGGGAUAGCACAUGCCUGAAAACUAAUGUCAAGUUUGCCCGCGCCAUGGUGCAGGUGUUUGGAGCAGAGUAUUUGAGAGAACUCAAUGUACAGGAUACAUAA